CGAUUGGUCAUCUGCCAUUACGCCACAUCUUGGGACGACCGGCCUGGAGCGCGCGAGUAGGAGCGGGUGGGGAGCCGGGCGCGGAGACUGGCGCUCAGGACUUUGUUCAGCGGGUUGAAAAGGAUCAAGCGGGCCUUGUGGAGCGUGGGAAUCUAGCGACUUGAAAGGGGGCAGUUCGAGAAGGAAAACCUGCGUUCUGCCAUGAAACCGCUUGGUAAGAGGUUGGAGGGCCCAAUGGCUGCAAAGUCACAGUCCAACGAUCCCAAAACCAAGAGUCCUGGCAGCGUCAGCAAGGCCGCGACCCACGGGCAGUGGGGCCGUGCCUGGGAGGUGGACUGGUUUUCCCUGGCAAGCGUCACCUUCCUGCUGCUGUUUGCACCCUUCAUCGUGUACUAUUUCAUCAUGGCCUGCGACCAGUACAGCUGCUCCCUGACGGCCCCCUUGGUGGACAUCGCCACCGGGCAGGCUCGACUCUCAGACAUCUGGGCCAAGACGCCACCUGUGACGAUGAAAGCGGCCCAGAUCUACGUGGCAUGGGUCACGUUCCAGGUGCUUCUGUACGUGCUGCUUCCUGACUUCUGCCACAAGUUUCUGCCGGGCUACGUGGGGGGCGUUCAGGAGGGCGCCAUGACUCCUGCAGGAAUCGUCAACAAGUAUGAGAUCAACGGCCUGCAAGCCUGGCUCAUCACGCAUCUCCUCUGGUUUCUUAAUUCCUACCUCCUCGCCUGCUUCUCUCCCACCAUCAUCUUUGACAACUGGAUCCCGCUGCUCUGGUGUGCCAACAUUCUGGGCUACGCCGUCUCCACCUUCGCCAUGAUCAAGGGCUACUUCUUCCCCACCGAUGCCCGAGACUGCAAAUUCACAGGCAAUUUCCUUUACAACUACAUGAUGGGCGUUGAGUUUAACCCCCGAAUCGGGGAGUGGUUUGACUUCAAGCUCUUCUUCAAUGGACGCCCCGGGAUCGUCGCCUGGACCCUCAUCAACCUGUCCUUCGCAGCCAAGCAGCAGGAGCUCCACGGCCACGUGACCAACUCCAUGGUCUUGGUCAACGUCCUGCAGGCCAUCUAUGUGCUGGACUUCUUUUGGAACGAAACCUGGUACCUGAAAACCAUUGACAUCUGCCACGACCACUUUGGGUGGUACCUGGGCUGGGGGGACUGCGUCUGGCUGCCGUACCUCUACACGUUGCAGAUGUAUCCGCAGCCCCAGAACGCCGUCUGCCCCGUGUCAGCAGCUGACUCUUCCAGCUUCUACUGUGCACCCACCACCGCUGUGAGAACCUUACAUAUACUCUCUGACCCUCACAAUAACCCAGCUACUAAAUACUAUCGUCAUCACCCCCAUUUUAUAGGUGGUGAAACCGAGGCACAGAUGGACCGUGGGACCUGCCCAGGGUUCCAUGCUGAUACGUUGCGGAGCUGGACCUCAAACUCCCUCUGGCGCCAGAGUCUGUGCUCAUUACCACCUCCCCUAGAGCUUCAUCUCCUCUUGCUCUACUUGUUAAAUAACUAGAAAGCCUGUGUCUUGAAGCAGGGCCGGGCCAGAGGCAAGCUUUCCACCAGUGCUUUCAAGGACUUUGGGUUGCGACCCACUCAUGGGUCAUCAAGUCAUCCCCAGGGUUAUGUAUUAUCUGUCGCCACGUUAUGAGUGACCCCUAAACUGAGUGGCUUAAACCAACAAUAAACAUCAUCUCAUGCAGUUUCUGAGGUUUAGGCACCCAGAGGCGGCUUAGCCGGGGGUCCUGGCUCAGCGUCUCUCGUGGUGUUGCAGGCAAGGCGUUGGCUAAGGCGGCAUCACCCGAAGGCUCGGCCGAGGCUGGAGGACUUUCUCCCAAGGCAGCUCCUCAUGUAUUUGGCAACUGGUGCCGGCUGUUGGCUGGAGGCCUCAGCUGCUCACCACGUGGGCCUCUCCACAGGCUGCUGGAACAUCCACACAACACGGCGGCCCCCACGGUGGGUGAUCCCAGACACACGACGUCCUUCAUGCCGAACCUCGCAAGUCCUGCUCCCCCACUUCUGAGCUAUUCCAUUGGUUACACAAGUCAGCACCUUUCAACACGGGAGGGGGCUACACAGGGGCUACCAACAGCCAGGGGUGCAUCUCAGAGGCUGCCUGCCAUAGGUUACUUGACAAUAAAGGAACUUGCAAAAGUCCCUGGAGAGGGGUGCCUCACAGACGGUGGCAUGUCUGAUGGGUGGCAGAGUUCCACUUAGAGGCAAGAGCGUGGGCCUCGUCCGCUUCCCCAGGCUGCACCUUCCCACUGAGGUCCAGGGCUCCUCGUGGUGUGUAGCUCCUGCCUGGCUCUGCUUUCUGGCCCAGCACCUAGGUUGUUCUCAACACCCGUUGCUUGAUGAACUUGAUGCAAAGACGAGGAUGAGAAUAUGGCAGGUUCAGCUAAGAACAUGGGAGGCUGGGGACUUCACUGGUGGUCUAGUGGUGAAGAACCUGCCUUGCAAUGCAGGGGACACAGGUUCC
Molecule: messenger RNA, 2475 nt
Organism: Aethalodelphis obliquidens (Pacific white-sided dolphin)
Lineage: Eukaryota; Metazoa; Chordata; Mammalia; Artiodactyla; Delphinidae
Gene: DHCR7
Product: 7-dehydrocholesterol reductase
Exons: 9
Coding region: 202-1512 (436 amino acids)
Biological process (GO): cholesterol biosynthetic process; brassinosteroid biosynthetic process
Cellular component (GO): endoplasmic reticulum membrane
Molecular function (GO): 7-dehydrocholesterol reductase activity
Source: RefSeq, a predicted model, not a curated record